AUGCUUCUCUCCAUCCUAGCUUGCUCGCUUCUCUUCCGAGCAUAUGCUGUUGGACUGCAAGUAAGCCCUAGCUCAUCAUGUGCUGCCGUCUGCCUCGACGACCCAGAGUCCGACCCUCUUGAUCCAGCCUCGUCCUCGACAACCCCACUGGAUAUUACAUGCAGCGACGAAGAGUACCAGACAUCGAGCAAAGCCAUCAAGUUCAAGAACUGCGUAGAGUGCUUACAGGAGAGCAAGGACAUCAGCGGCAAAGAAAACGAUGUGGCAUGGUUUCUCUACAACCUACGAUACUCGGUAGACGUGUGCGUCUACGGGUUCCCGAAUGCUACCAAAUCGGUCUCAUCCCCCUGUGAUCUUGACUCUGCGUGCCAACCCUUCAAAAAGGCACUCGAGGUCAAUGGUUUGGACCCCGACAAAGGCACCGAGUUCGACUACUGCGAAGCCGAUGGCGGCAAGUUCUCUGGUGCACAAGUAGAUGCAUGCAUCCAGUGCUUCGAUAGCAGCUCAACACAGGCGUACAUGGCAAACUUUAUAACUGCCCUGAAAGCUGGCUGUCAGCAGAGGCCACAACCUGGCCAGCUCAUCGGCCUGAGCGGCUCGCCUUUCACCGAGUCACUCAUUAAGAUUACGACUCCUCCGACCAAUGGGACACUACUAUCGAGCUCUUCGAAUGCCACUGCAAUGACGACUGGUGCAAUAGUUGGCAUCGCAGUCGGAGCAUCCCUCUUGUUUCUCGGUGGGACUGCUCUUUUCUGGGUUUAUUACCGAAAACAGAAGCAGCUUUAUCCAGACGACUUUGGCUCCCAGUACGACCCUCGCUCCGGGAGUAAAUCUAUCUCCCCCCCACUUGUCGGUGGCUUCAACUCCAGAGAAAGCCAUGAGCAUUCGCUUCUCAGCGACUACGAGCUCAAGGCGCAACAAGCAUACACAAGCAAUGCUGAAUACUACGACCAACUCGAAAGGGGGAUGAAGACUCGCCAUCCACAGUACACAUUUGACCCUAACAAUCCGGGGUCAGGGCCUGCAGGUGCUCUUCCAACACACCCAGCAUAUGUGCCCCAAGCGCUCGGCCGUAACUCCUCGCGGAACCCAUCACCACAACCUUCGAAGCCAACGAAAACCAACAAGCCGGAUUCGUACGCCUUGGCCGCCUAUCUGAAUGCCGCAGAAGAAGCCUUAAGUCUCCCAGGCCCACCACCGGGCCCGCCGCCGGCGGUACACUCGCGCGGAUCUUCGCCCGGCCGAGGCAGCCUACCUUACGCAAGCCGUCCAACCCACAACCGCUCAGCAAGUACCCAGUCAAAGCAUGAUUCGCUGGGGCCAGCGCCGCGGCCACCCCCACCGCCUCCUCGUCAGCCGAAAGUGCCAUCGCUCAGUCUGCCCUCGGUGCCCCGGAUCCGGGUGCCCAAGAAAUAUCCACCACCGAAGAUACGGAUUGAAGGUGCAACGCCAGUGGCGGACAAGGGCGAGGUGCCGAUCGGAAUCGAGAUCUCGAAUCCCAUGAUUCAACAUGAUCGACGCUUUGUAGAGGAUCCGCUCGAGGCAAGGCGGAUGCAUAGCCGGACUCAGGCUUCCCAAGAGAUUGUUCAGCAGAAUGCCGUUGAUCGACGACCAAAAUGGGCAACAGAAGAGAUUACACUUCAUACUGGCAAGAGCUCUAUGUAUGGUUAA
Molecule: messenger RNA, 1671 nt
Organism: Neoarthrinium moseri
Lineage: Eukaryota; Fungi; Ascomycota; Sordariomycetes; Amphisphaeriales; Apiosporaceae
Exons: 2
Coding region: 1-1671 (556 amino acids)
Source: RefSeq, a predicted model, not a curated record